UCACGGCGGUGAGCUUCAUUCCAGUGCACAAACCGAGCGAAGCAGACGAUCCUCACGCAGCAGCCAACACUGAUAAAUUCGCUCAGGGAAUACAUAUUUUGAACGGCGCGGCGGUGUCUUUACAGGAAUACCACUUGAUCGCGGACGCAUGUGAGAGGAGUGCACAUGCCUGACUGGGACUGUACACCAUGGCUCUGACACAAGUGCGGCUCUCUCUGCCUCUGCUCCUCUGACCACAGAGAAAGUCUCUGGAUCUCCUCGCGAAGGCGGUUGUUUCUUUUUUCACCCACUGACUAACAACGAAAUAUUGUUGGACAUAUUCUCCGGAUGGUGGCCGCGGAAUGGACUACCUGUUCUCAGCCGAGUAGCUCACUACGCGGGGAAAGGACUGGGAGAUUUGCGCCCGUUGCCUUUUCUCUGGUUUUUAGAAGGCGCGUUGGAGAUCACUGAAAAUCGAGACGGGCUGCUAUAUUCACACGUUUUACACCGAGGGUGUUAUUUCCUCCGAACACUCACCUUUACGUGUUUUGGUGAAUGGGGGUAACUCUGGUCCUGGAGGCUUGACAACGCUGGGACUGGGACCGCACUGGGUGCGUGGAGCGUGGGAUCACCCAGGAUUGUGUUUCCCUCCCCUCUCUCGUGGGUCUGUUUACAUGUCCGACCUGACUGCUUUAUGACAAUGGAUUACUUUCUGCUUUUAUGCAGCCUCUUGCUGCCAGUGGUGUCCGCCGUAGAAGAGACGCUGAUGGACACAAAGUGGGCCACGACAGAAUUAGCCUGGACUGCACACCCUGAGACCGGGUGGGAAGAGGUGAGUGGCUACGAUGAUACCAUGAACCCCAUCCGGACGUAUCAAGUCUGCAAUGUACGUGAGGUCAACCAGAAUAACUGGCUACGCAGUGACUUCAUCCCACGAAAGGAUGUGCUGCGUGUAUAUGUGGAGAUGAAAUUCACAGUACGUGAUUGCAACAGCAUUCCAAACAUCCCCGGUUCCUGCAAAGAGACCUUCAACCUCUUCUACUAUGAAUCUGACUCGGACUCAGCCACAGCCACCAGCCCUUUCUGGAUGGAGAACCCUUAUGCAAAGGUGGAUACCAUUGCCCCAGAUGAGAGCUUUUCUAUGCUUGAGUCUGGGCGGGUAAACACAAAGAUUCGAAGUUUUGGGCCAUUGUCAAAAGCCGGGUUCUACUUGGCCUUCCAGGAUCUUGGUGCUUGCAUGUCGCUCAUCUCAGUGAGGGUCCUUUACAAAAAAUGCUCCACCACCAUUGCCAACUUUGCCGUUUUCCCUGAGACAGCAACUGGGGCCGAGGCAACCUCCUUGGUCAUUGCGCCAGGAACUUGUGUCCCCAACGCUCUGGAGGUGUCUGUGCCAUUGAAGCUCUAUUGCAAUGGAGAUGGUGAAUGGAUGGUUCCUGUAGGAGCCUGCACUUGCUCGUCUGGCUUCGAACCAGCAAUAAAAGAUACCCAAUGUCAAGCUUGCAGCCCUGGCACCUUUAAAUCCAAACAAGGAGACAGCUUCUGCUUGCCCUGUCCAGCCAACAGCCGUGCCAGCUCAGGAGCCUCCAGUGUUUGCUCCUGUAGAAACGGUUACUACCGCUCAGACACCGAUUCUCCCGACUCCCCCUGUACCACUGUUCCAUCUGCACCACGCAGUGUCAUCUCCAGCGUGAACGAAACCUCACUUGUGCUGGAAUGGAGCGACCCGCGUGACUUGGGUGGCCGCGAAGACAUCUUAUACAACGUCAUCUGCAAGAAGUGCCUGCCUGAACGGGGAAUGUGCUCGCGGUGUGACGACAACGUCGACAUCUCGCCCCGACACCUGGGCCUGACCCAGCGCCGCGUGGCCAUCCGUAAUCUACAAGCCCACACGCAGUACAGCUUUGAGAUCCAGGCGGUCAACGGUGUUUCCAACAAAAGCCCUUACACACCUUUGUUCUCUGCAGUGAACAUCACCACAAAUCAGGCUGCUCCCUCUGCAGUGCCCACAGUUCACCUGAUGGCAGCCACAGCGAGCACCAUGAGCCUGUCCUGGCUGCCUCCAGAGAAACCCAACGGAAUCAUUCUAGAUUAUGAGAUUAAGUACCAUGAGAAGGAUCAGAAUGAGCCCAUUGCUCAUACCAUGACUGCACAACGGAGCAACGCCCGCAUUGAAGGUCUCAAGGCUGGUACACCCUAUGUGGUACAGGUCCGUGCCCGGACAGUGGCCGGUUACGGACGUUACAGCAGCCCAGCUGACUUCAGCACCAACUUGCAAACCGAUCCACCAAAGUCAUGGCAGGAGCAACUGCCACUCAUCGUGGGAACAGCCACCGCCGCCUUCGUCUUCAUUAUUGCAGUUGUGGUCAUCGCUAUCGUCUGCCUCAGAAAGCAGAGAAACGGCUCAGAGUCAGAGUACACAGAGAAACUGCAGCAGUACAAAUCCCCUAUAGUAACACCCGGAAUGAAAGUCUACAUUGACCCCUUCACCUAUGAGGAUCCCAACGAGGCUGUGCGCGAGUUUGCCAAGGAGAUUGACGUCUCCUGCGUGAAGAUCGAGGAGGUCAUCGGCGCAGGUAACCCACCAAAGCUCCUGAGCUACAGGGGGAAGACUGCUAGUCACCUCCAGGCCAUACCGUUAGAGGACUUCACACCAAGCGGAGAGUUUGGGGAGGUGUGUCGAGGUCGCCUAAAGCUGCCUGGGCGCCGGGAGAUCAUCGUAGCCAUCAAGACUCUGAAAGUGGGUUACACUGACCGCCAAAGGCGAGACUUUCUGUCUGAGGCAUCCAUCAUGGGCCAAUUUGACCAUCCCAACAUUAUCCGUCUGGAAGGUGUGGUCACCAAGAGUCGGCCAGUGAUGAUUGUGACUGAGUUCAUGGAGAAUGGAGCGCUGGAUUCUUUUCUACGGCUCAAUGAUGGGCAGUUCACAGUGAUCCAGCUUGUUGGCAUGCUGCGUGGUAUUGCAGCAGGCAUGAAGUACCUGUCAGACAUGAACUACGUGCACAGAGACCUGGCUGCCCGUAACAUCUUGGUCAACAGUAAUCUAGUGUGUAAGGUGUCUGACUUCGGCCUAUCUCGUUUCCUCGAGGAUGACCCUACAGACCCCACCUAUACCAGCUCCCUGGGAGGGAAGAUACCCAUUCGCUGGACGGCUCCCGAGGCGAUUGCCUACAGGAAGUUCACCUCGGCCAGUGAUGUGUGGAGCUACGGCAUCGUCAUGUGGGAAGUGAUGUCGUAUGGCGAACGGCCGUACUGGGACAUGAGCAAUCAAGAUGUGAUAAAUGCAGUGGAGCAGGACUAUCGACUGCCCCCACCCAUGGACUGCCCCACAGCACUGCACCAGCUCAUGUUGGACUGCUGGGUCAAAGAGAGGAACCUGCGACCCAAAUUCACCCAGAUUGUGGCCACACUGGACAAACUUAUUCGUAAUGCUGCCAGCCUCAAGGUGCUCGCCAACAGCACACAGUGCACUGGGGUAUCCCAGCCCUUGCUUGACCGCUGUGUGCCAGACUAUACCACUUUUACCACUGUGGGGGACUGGCUGGACGCCAUCAAGAUGAGUCGCUACCGUGACAACUUCGUCAAUGCCGGAUUUGCUUCCUUUGACCUGGUGGCCCAGAUGACAGCAGAGGACUUGCUGCGGAUAGGUGUAACGCUGGCCGGCCAUCAGAAAAAGAUUCUUGGUAGCAUUCAGGACAUGAGACUACAGAUGAACCAAACACUUCCUGUCCAGGUGUGAGCGACAGGACAAACAGACCGAUGCAGUCGAAGGACAGCCAGACAGGAAAAGGGGGAGGAACUGUGCCAGAGAGAGCCAUUGGAAAACCCUAGCUGCCUGACCCAUCUCUGCCAAUUAGACGCUAUGAAACUGGCUUGCAGUGCCUCUGACCAUUUUUAUUCUCGUUAUUUCACUACCACUUCCAUUUCCUGUUUCCAUUUCCUGUUCCUGCUUUUUUUAAAUUCCUCAUUGUUUCUUUUUGCAUCCAAUCAGAAUUUGUGUGUUUUGAAAGAGGAGCAAGAGUUACCCCCCUUAUAUUCCAUGCGUGCCUCACCAGCUCUGGUGUGGGUUGACGUUUGCAUGCAUGUGUGUCUUAGUGAGGUUGGCCUUAGCCCUGUAACUGAAAUGUCACACUCUGAUCCUCACUCGAGAGCCCCUCCCUGUGACCUCUCAACCCAGCUUUGAUGGACGGAACACAUAGUCAAGAAUGAACACCCUGGUAUAAAAAAAAGUGAACAAAAGGUUCACAAACAAGAAACACAAAACAAAAAGCAGAGGUGUUUCGGACCCACAGGAGAUAGAGGACAAUUUUUUCCCUGAUAGUAGUUGUUUUACUGUGCACGUGUGUGUCAUUCUCCAUCUUCAUAUUGAAGGUGUGUAACAUUAAAGGGCACUUGCUGGAGAAGGUUGAGGUAGUGGAAGAGGAUGUAUGAUUGCUGAGAUCAAAGGUCAAGAAGACAGGGUCAAAUAAGGUCAAAGGAGGGCAGUCACAUUUUUGGACACUUGUUUUGGCUGCUGAAUCCUCAAAAGGUCACCAGAUGUCCUCUUUGCCCUGACCUGAAGGGACUCAGGAUAGCUCCAGAGCUUGGGAUCAUCUGCUCAUCAAGUGUGUUUUUACAGAAACAUUUUUUUUAAUUUUUGUUUGUCCACCACCUUUUUUUAAAAUCUUUUUGGCUUUCUUACACAUUUUUGGGAGAUUUGUGGUUUCAAAAUGGCCGGUCAAACACAAGUACCCUAACUGGACACUUUAUGUGAUUAAGGGGAGACAAGGACUGUGGCAACACUAAAGAAAGACCACUGGGCCUUUUGUGUGUGUUUUUGUAUGUGUGCGUACGCAUGUGUGCGUAUAUGUGUGAUUUAGUGUGCUUGGAUGUUUGGGUAUGUCAAGUUGCACACAAGUAUACUGUACAAUACAGCUUCCGCUAUUUGCCACCUUGGAGAAUUACCGCAUGAACUGAACCGUGACAAGGAGCAAAUAUAUCUGAAACAAUUACGCUAUAUUCUGUGGACACCUGCUAAACAUUAUUUUUUAUUGAAUCCAACAAAUUAGGAUAUAUAUAUAAAUAUAUAUAUAAUUCUAUAUAUUUAUAUAAUGAUAUAUAUAUAUAUAUAUACAUGUAUAUAUAUAUAUAUAUAUAUAUAUAUACAUUUAUAUAUAUAUACAUGUAUAUAUAUAUACAUGUAUAUAUUAUAUAUAUAUAUGCAGAAAUUGAGAGAAACCACGAGGGACACCUUAUGUUCUACGUAUUAUAAUCUGGAUUUAGAAACAAUCAAAUUUCUUUGUUUAAUUUCUUGACAUCCUGCCCUAUGUAUUUAUUUGUACCUUGCCCACCAACCCCCACUUCCCACCAACACCCAGAUGGACUGUAUUUGGUAAGGACUUGAAACAAUCAGAAGGAAGAUAAACUCCAAGAGGAUUCACCUUAUGAAUUGCUGAUUAUUAAACAAAAGAAAUUGCAUAUAAAUUGGAUAUUGUAUUUUUGUUGUUGUUCUAAACAGCCUGUACAUGUUUUGUAACAAAAAUACGAUAAAUAUCAAAAGAAAAAUUGUGUUUUGACAAAAUGGAAUUGUUGUUGUGACGUGUGAAUUCAGAGUGAAUUUAACAGAACGUAGAGAAUGGGUAAAGUCAAGAGGUAGAGAGGAACAACACCCAUGGUUAGAUAACAUGCCACCCAUUGGUCCAUUGUUGUGUGAGUGUAUUUGCGUGUUUGUCCAACAUGAACUGGAUAUUAAGCUUCCCCAAUCUAUUCUCAUUCAUCUGUGAAGCACUGAGCAGUUCUUCCCGGCACAUUGUCCUUCUUUUUUUAUCCAAACGUCCUUUAAAUCACUCACAUGUUGGUUACAUAGGUUUUAAUUUCACCUAUUCAUGACGAGGAUGGAUGGUCCAGGGAUGAUCAUUUCAAUUGCCAUAGAGGGCGGAGCUCCACAGCUAGACCCGCUGUUUGCCCCCCUGCAACAGGAUCCUCAUCAGAGAGUCCAGAGCUGUCAAGAGAAACCUAUUGGUCUCUGUCUGUCAGCUCGAUUAAUGCGGCAGCCAAUCUGGCAUUGCGAGGAUACGAGUAUGCAGUGAGCGCAGACAUACGGCUGGCUGACCUAUCAUUAUCUCUCUUCAUUUCCUGUUUGGCCUGCAAUCAUCCUGUCUCAGCUCAGGCUGCUGCGUGAUUAGUACAGUUCAGGACCAACAGCCCUGGCAUGCAGAAAGACAAAAUCUGCAGACCCCUUCAUCCUAAAUGAUAGCAGCUGCAUCAUGGACACCGUACCAUUUGCACUUCUAACAGAGGGGUGUUUGAAGGUGUUUGGAUUAAGGGAUGGAGCAACAUCACUGGAACAGUCUCCACAUUGAUUGGGUUGGAGCUGAUCAAUGCAAUAUGUGAAUAUUAUUAUUAAUAUCAUUGAUGUGUAAUAAUAGCGAGAUGCAGUGUGUCUUCCCAUAUUACUUUUGUCAGCCUCUCAAGUCCCUUCAAAAGCCAUGGAGGAUAUUAUGUAAAACAACAAGGUUUUUCAGUUUGAUAUCAUUUCAUCUUAUUCCACAUACUAACCCGUGUUACUAACCCGUAACAUUUGUGGUACACAAUCAAGUAGUAAUUUAACUGUUGUGAACACAAACUAUACCAUAUCAUAUCCCUAAAUUGUUGUCAGCUCAGACUUUUCAAACGAUGGCAGAUCAGAAGCACAGGUAACGUCAGAGUUGGUCUCGCAAUAGAAAAGUAAAGAAAUCCGUUAGAUUAGAUUAUUUUGUUUCUCCCCCAAGCAAAACGUAAUUUUGUUCUGAAAAAAGUGACAGAGUCUACUUUUUGAGACAAGAGAAGAGCAGAAUUAAUGCAGUCAGAAGCUCACUUUCACCAAAAGUCUCCCGGGAGUAUGCAAUACCACUCUCUGCUGCCCUCAGCUCAAUCAUUGAAUCAGCUAAGCCCCUCUGUUGCAAAGUUGCCUGUGGCACCAAAAAAGAAAAAGUUGAUGAGCAUAACCAUAAAGCAGGAGGGGCAUAUGGGGGAUAAAUACAAUCAGAUGGCAGACGUGCCCACUCUUAAAAAUGUCAGCGCUUUGCAGCCGACAUGAACUAUUGAUGAGGUGCACAUGGUGCGCUGGGGUCUGGAGUUGUGUUCACUAAAGUCAACCGGCCGUGAGUGAUGAGCUCAAACGGCACUGUUGCACAUCUUAAAAUGAUUAAACUUCUCCCACUUCAACUGCAAACAAUUAUUCUUUAACUGGAUUCCUCACACAUUUCUGCGAGUGUUUAAUAUUUCAAAUUCACGGACAGGAAAGAAAUUUCUGACAGAACCCAUUGCUAAAAUGAAGACGGACUGUUAUGUGUGUGUGAGAGAGUGUGUGAAAUAGAAGGAUUGACAUUUUUUACAGACACUUUGAUCACCAGAGGUUAGCCUUUGUCAGAUGUGGUUGUCUCUUUGUGUGCCAAUAGGAUUCAAACCUUCCUUCCACCUUUCUCUCCCUAUUCUACAUCCUCCAAAGACCGACAAACACCCCCACCUUUCCCGAAACUCCAUCAGUUACAACUUUCUAACCUUAUUUUCUUCAGUUGUCUAUUCAAAAAAAGUAUAUACAGUACUGUCUUUUCUUCUGUCUUAUAACAAGCUCACUCUACAUCUGUCUUUUAGCCACUUUUGAAAAUCCCCUCUUUAUCCAAGGAAGUGUGAUGUUUCAGAGAGUACUGUAAAUGUAUCGUGAUCUGCGAGAAGGACGGAGCAAAGCGCUGAGGAAUGCAAUUGUUGAUUCCUCUUUGAAAAGCAUUAAGAUGUAUUUAAUGCUGCAGACAUACACAACAAAUUACUAAAAAUAAUGAUGAUGCAUUCUUGUAGAAAUAUUUUUAAAAUACCCUUUUGCAAUUAAAUUAUUUAAGAAAUGUGA
This is a messenger RNA of Pseudoliparis swirei, 7840 nucleotides long. Its product is annotated as ephrin type-B receptor 3-like. Lineage: Eukaryota; Metazoa; Chordata; Actinopteri; Perciformes; Liparidae. Gene Ontology annotation, cellular component: plasma membrane; neuron projection. The transcript has 16 exons. The record is from RefSeq and is a predicted model, not a curated record. Gene Ontology annotation, biological process: protein phosphorylation; axon guidance; cell surface receptor protein tyrosine kinase signaling pathway. Gene Ontology annotation, molecular function: protein binding; ATP binding; transmembrane-ephrin receptor activity. The coding region runs from base 674 to 3715 and encodes 1013 amino acids.